Molecule: messenger RNA, 1383 nt
Organism: Notodromas monacha
Lineage: Eukaryota; Metazoa; Arthropoda; Ostracoda; Podocopida; Cyprididae
Source: the annotation of a GenBank genome assembly
GCCGAACACAAAAUUGAUUUGGUAGAGCCCAAUGCGUAUCGGUUGAAUUUUAAACCAGAGGAUUUGUUAGAAGGCAUUGUAGAAAUACAGGCUUCGGGUUCGGGUUAUUUGGUGGUGGAAGAUGUGGAAGAGGAUUGUUAUGUGUAUUCCAAACACAUGAUCAAUGCUUUGCACAAAGACAAGGUAUUGGCUUUAAAAACCAUUCGAAAAGGCAAAUCAGAAGCCUAUGUUUUAAAAGUAUUGGAAAGGGCCAACACCCAAUUUAUUGGCGUAUAUCAUCGAAAAUCGACCGAAAAAUACGGUUUUGUGGUGGUGGAUAAGUCCAAAAUUCAUGUGGAUUUUUACAUCGACGAAAUGGAUAGCAUGGGGGCUCAACAUGGCCACAAAGUGGUCAUUGAACUUAAAAAUUGGCCGCCCUAUGCCACCUCGCCUUCGGGCACCAUUGUUAAUAUUUUAGGCGAUUCGGGCGAACAUCAAACCGAAAUGCACGCCAUAUUGGCCGAGUAUGGUUUGCCCGCUGAGUUUCCAGCCGAAUUGGAAACUUUGGCCGAAUCAUUGAGCGAUGGCAUUACCCCACAAGAAGUAUCCAAACGACGCGAUAUGCGUUCGAUACUGACCUUUACCAUCGAUCCAGCCGAUGCCAAAGAUUUUGAUGAUGCGUUAUCGUUUGAAGAUUUGGGCAAUGGGUUAUACGAAAUAGGGGUGCACAUUGCCGAUGUGUCGCAUUAUAUAGUGCCUGGAACCGCUUUAGACGAUGAAGCUUACGCCCGGGCCACGUCGGUGUAUUUGGUCGAUCGGGUGGUGCCCAUGCUGCCUGAGCGAUUGAGCAAUGGCGUUUGUUCGUUGCGUCCCCACGAGGACAAACUCACCUUUUCGGCGGUGUUUCAGAUGGAUGAAAACGCCAAAAUUCAUGCCCAAUGGUUUGGUAGAACCCUCAUUCAUUCGGACCAACGCUUUAGUUAUGAACAGGCCCAAGAGAUUAUAGAAUUGGGUGAAGGCACCCAUGCCAAAGAAUUGGCUUUGAUGAAUAAAAUGGCUAAAAUCAUGCGGGAAAAACGCCUGAACGAUGGGGCCAUUUCUUUUGAUAAACUCGAGGUUAAAUUCAAUUUGGAUGAAUCGGCCAAUCCAGUGGGAGUUUAUUUUAAACACAGCCGCGAUGCCAAUAAAUUGAUUGAAGAAUUUAUGCUGUUGGCCAACCGAAAAGUGUCCGAAUUUGUAAGUUUAAAUGCCGACGGUACAGCGUCCAAAAACACCUUUGUAUAUAGGAUUCACGACGAUCCAGACCCCGACAAAUUGUUAUCGCUUAAACAAUUUGUUAAGCCUUUUGGCUACGAUUUGGAUUUGGCCAACCCCAAAGCCGUUGCCCAGUCCAUCAAUCGCUUG